AUUUUAGUUAAAAAUUGGGAUACGAAUUAAGAGAGCCUUAUUAAUCUAUUAUGAAAUUGUUAUUAAAUUAGUUUUAAUCUUUUUGACUUUAUUAUAUAACGAUAUUGGACGACCUUUUUUUUGAAGUAAUCCGCUAUUCAAUGUGAAUAGAUUGUCAUGUCACAUAGAGGACUACAACAAACUGUAUUGCAAAAUAAUUUCAUCUUACUGCGAAGGAAAAAGUUUAACAUUUAAGGUCUCCUAAUGCCGGCUCAUCGAGAUGAAGAAGAGGAUAAGCCCUGCAGAGCAUGUUCAGAUUUUAAAUCUUGGGCUAAAUUGCAAAAUAAGUCAAAAGUUCCUAUGCCGAAUAAACCGCCCUCUAAACAAAGUAAGGAGUGUCCACUAGACAAAGAUGAGCUGGGCAAAUCAACAUGGGGAUUUUUGCACACGAUGGCAUCGUACUUUCCAGAAAAACCAACUAAGUCUCAAUCAGAGGAUAUGACAAAAUUUUUCAACAUCUUUGCUCAGUUCUAUCCAUGUGAACCUUGCGCUUUAGACUUUAAAGAGGACAUAAAAAAGCAUCCACCAAAGACGAAAUCCAGAGACGAACUUGCAAAGUGGCUGUGUGAAAGACAUAACGUAGUAAAUGUAAAACUAGGCAAGCCAGAGUUUGACUGCAGCAAAGUUCAUGAGCGGUGGAAGGAUGGCUGGCUAGACGGCUCGUGUGAUUAACAACACAAACUACAGAAGAAAUACCACCUGUAUACUUAGGAAUAUAACUUUUAAUUUAUUUCCAAUUUUUAACUACACAGUUUAAACUUUUACAAUACAAAUAAUGUUUGCCUUAAAUUCUUUUAGAAUCGAUUGAUUAAUUUUGUGGAAGUCUUCAUUAUGAAAAGUUUUGCAACUACACAAUAUACAGAAAUAUUUAGUGAGAUUAUCUAAAAUAAAUGUAGUUUUUAUAAAUCUUUACCAUAUGUGCAGGUAGUAUUUUCACUGUAAAAUCUUAGAUAUUUUUUAAAGUUUAAGGAUUGUUUUACUGUAAAGGUUUUAAUAGUUUAAAACUUUAAACAAUUGAUGCAGUUUAUAAAAAUGUGAUAAUAACCUAAUUGUGUACAAUACUUAUAUGUUAUAAAAAUAAUUUAAAUUUG
Molecule: messenger RNA, 1130 nt
Organism: Melitaea cinxia (Glanville fritillary)
Lineage: Eukaryota; Metazoa; Arthropoda; Insecta; Lepidoptera; Nymphalidae
Gene: Alr
Product: FAD-linked sulfhydryl oxidase ALR
Exons: 3
Coding region: 244-711 (155 amino acids)
Cellular component (GO): mitochondrion
Molecular function (GO): flavin adenine dinucleotide binding; flavin-dependent sulfhydryl oxidase activity
Source: RefSeq, a predicted model, not a curated record